Symbiodinium sp. CCMP2456 is the source of this 633-nucleotide messenger RNA. Lineage: Eukaryota; Dinophyceae; Suessiales; Symbiodiniaceae. The record is from the annotation of a GenBank genome assembly.
AUGCGGCCCGCACGGUUUGCGGUGGCCGUACUUGCCCUUGCGGUGUGCCUUCGAAGCACAGGUACGCAGGCUCUGACCUGGCCCGCUGGCUUCCGCUUGCUGAAGCUUCCGGCGAGCCUUGCAGAAAAUGCAAGGUCUGAGCUUGAUGCAUGCCUGGUUCAGAACCAGCGGAAGCUGGAAAUGCAGUUCUCCUUCACUACCUUGCGCGGUGGUCGGGGCCGGCUGAGGAGGCUUCCUGGCCCCGACUUUUACCCCGCCUGCGACCGUCUCAUGCGGGCAGCGGAGGUGAGCUUUGGCCUGGAGGCCGACAGGGCCUUAGUCCAAGUCAUGGUCCGGCAAUACCGGCCCGGGCAGGGCUUGAAGCUGCACAUCGACAGCAAGGAGAUGUUCGAGGAGCCGGUUCUGGCGGUGGUGCUGCGAGCCGGAGGAGCAGGGGAUGGCUUGGUCCUGCAGCACAUGAAGGAACCAGAUCAAAAGGCGGGUCCGGUGGCGGAGUGCACGGGCCUGGCCAUGUGCUUCCAGGGCCCGGCUCGCUAUGACUGGGGCCAUGAGGUUCCGGCGGUUUCGGAGCGGCGUUUGUCCAUCACCUGGCGCUGGUUCCGCUCGCGAUACCUCGAGCGAUUCGAGCACUGA